Molecule: messenger RNA, 1239 nt
Organism: Caenorhabditis remanei
Lineage: Eukaryota; Metazoa; Nematoda; Chromadorea; Rhabditida; Rhabditidae
Exons: 5
Coding region: 1-1239 (412 amino acids)
Molecular function (GO): serine-type endopeptidase inhibitor activity
Source: RefSeq, a predicted model, not a curated record
AUGAAUCUCGAAGAAGUUUUAUCAUCAACUGUAAAGAAAUAUUUUGAAUCUGACUCAUUCAAAAUUUUGUUGACUGGAACUAUUAAAGAAUUUAUGGAAACUGUAACCAAACGAAUGGAUAUACUUGAAUUAAGUUUGAGAAACUUGGAAGAUCAAUUGAAACUUCAAGAAGAAUUGAAAUUGGCAGCUGAAAAUCCAACUCCAAUAAUUGAAUUGGAAAUGAAUCUUGGCCUGAAGUUAUUGAAACAGUCAGAUACUUCCGACCCGUUCGUAGUAUCCCCAGUGUCAAUUAUCAGUGGGGUUCAUCCAUUUUUCAAAUGUGCCACCCCAGAAAUUCGUUUGAGAAUGGCAAAGUUGAUCUUGGAGGGAGGGACUGUUGACGCCAUGACUGAAUACUUUAUUGAUCUACUGAGUGUUUUUCGAGCUACCGUAGACUAUUCUGAAAUAGUGAAUUUAGAAGGACCAUCUGAUCCAACAAUACAAUAUUUGUAUAGAGGAGGAAAUCAUGGAUUAACGAAGAACGUUUUCGAUGAUUUUUUAUCAAUGAAAAUGAAAUUUUUGGAAAUUGAAUCUUCUGCUGAAAGUUGCGAGUCGACACUCCUCAACAAUCUUUCAUGUUCUGCUUUGUUCAAUCACUGGUUUCAUAGGUUCGGAACAUUUAAAGGAAAAUUUCACAACUCCCCGGACAGUGAACGAGAUGUUGAGUAUAUGUUAUGGGAUGACUAUAGACAUUUCUAUUCGGAAAAUGAUGAUUUUCAAAUGGUUCAACUUAACAUGAGACGAUGGGUUAAACUGACUAUAUUCGUUCCGAAAACUCGAUUUGGAUUGGCUAAUAUUCUGAAGAAUCUUACAUAUUGUGAACAGUUUUCUUGGUUGAUAAAGAAAAAGAAGCUAGCUUUUGUAGAUAUAUCUGUCCCUAAAAUGAAAAUCAAUACGGAAAUACAACUAAAAGGUCUCAUGACAUCCCUUGGAGCUGAUAAAAAUGUAUACAAAGAAGUCACCGAGACAGUGAUGGAAUCCGAUGAAGAUAUCACAUCUCUCAUACACAGAUCCCAGUUCGAACUCAAUGAAAAAGAAGAUGACGAGGCUGAAUACGAUUAUGGUGUUUUAGAGUGCUACCAACCCUUCAAUCCUAAGUUUAAGUUUUUCGAACAAAAAAUAGAAGUGAAAGCAGAUCACCCAUUUCUAUUCAUGUAUCUUAAGGAUAAUCAUGUACUCUUCUUUGGUUGUUAUCAAUGA